This is a messenger RNA of Pristis pectinata (smalltooth sawfish), 7546 nucleotides long. RefSeq names its product stonin 2 (gene ston2). The record is from RefSeq and is a predicted model, not a curated record. Gene Ontology annotation, cellular component: AP-2 adaptor complex; synaptic vesicle. The coding region runs from base 322 to 3375 and encodes 1017 amino acids. The transcript is spliced from 7 exons. Gene Ontology annotation, biological process: regulation of endocytosis; clathrin-dependent endocytosis; synaptic vesicle endocytosis. Gene Ontology annotation, molecular function: clathrin-cargo adaptor activity. NCBI's taxonomy places the organism in Eukaryota, Metazoa, Chordata, Chondrichthyes, Rhinopristiformes, Pristidae.
GGCGCGUGCGGGGUUGGAGCGCGGGAGGAGGGGGGGGGGCGCACGCUCCGCUUUUGAAAUGUCUUGAGGGACGGUUUGUUCAACGGUUUUCCCGUGAGCUGAUGUGGGCAUAAGGUUUACCUUCAGUUAUCCGUAAGUGACGACGGAGUCCGGGAUGUUAAAAUGCUGCAAUCAAGUGAUAUUUUGAAUUUGUGCCAUGACUUUGCAAAUCGAAGAGUUGCCAGGGAAACUGACUAAGUUGUUCUGGAUGAAAGAAGUUGGCCUUCAACUUUGCCGCCCUAUCUCAUUGUUCAACGUAAUAUCACGGUGAUAAUUGCAACAAUGUUGUCUAGUAAUGUGAUUGCUACACAUAGGUCAGCGUGGGUCUCCUUUAACGAUGAUAUACAAUGCACAGUGAAUGGAGGAGAUUCAGUUGGAGGCCAAAGAAAAUAUUCCCCAGUCUCAGUUACAUUAUUUGAAGAUGAUAAUUAUCAGGAUAAUAUAUCGCAGCAUUCUUCUUCAAUUCAACGUCAGCAUAGCCCAGUGUGCAUGACAGAAACAGCAUCUGUGCCAAACGAAUGGAUCAAGUUUGAUGAUCAGCCGUGGUUUAUUCUUUCACCAUUCCGCCCACAAUCAACAGGUUCAAGAGAGCCCCCUACUUCAGAAGGGAGCUGGACUACACAAUCUGAGGAGCCCAGCAAUCUAAGUUUGGCUCUAUCCUACACAGAUCUGCAUUCUAUUGAAACAGAAGAUUUGCACAGUAACAGUAUUUCCAGACCUGAAUCUCCAGAUACUGGCUCGUUUUAUCAUGAUCAUAAUGAAACAAACAUGGAAUCAAUGAAUAGACACCCAGAUAAUAUGCAAUUGAAUGAAUGCAGAAUGUCAAUGGCACGCUUUUCAACCUGGGUCACAUUUGAUGAUGACCCUGAACCAACCCAAACAUCUCUUUCAAAACUGGGAAAUUUUCAUAGUUAUCCAAAUCAAGAAAAAGUCGAGCCAUCCCUUGGGCCUAAAAGUGAUGUAGAAAAGGCAGCACCAACAAAUAAUCUGUUAGAUUUUUCAGCCAGAGGGAAGAAUGAUGUGUUUUCACUAACUAGACCCGCUAUAAAUCCCUAUUCACCUACACGUACUACUAACCCUUUUUUGGAUGAAGCUCUGCGUGAUGUCCAACCAUCGCCAAUCAACCCAUUUCAAGCAUUCUUUGAAAAGAGUGAAAGUUCUGUCAUAAUGAAUUCAUUACACAACAAUUCUCAGAUCUGUCAACAGCUAAGUGAACCUGACUCUCCAUUUAAUGAUGCACACAUCAUUCAGCAAAGGGAUUCUUCUAUCUCAUCCAGCAGAAAUCAAAAUGAUCAAUGGAAUUCAGCUGGUUUCAGGAAUACAUCAGAUUUGGUGCCUCUGUUUUCUGCUAUAAAUAUAAAUAAUCAAGAUGAUUCUGUUUUCAUAAAUUCUCCAAAUCCUGUCUCAGUUGCUGAUAUAAAAAUCAGUAAUCAAAGGGAUUCUAUUAUAUUCACCAAUGCCAAGGAUCUGAUUCCUUCAUUAUCUGAUGUAAAAACCAAUAUUCAAAAGAAUUCUGCUGUUUUUGGGAAUUCUCCGGAUCUAGUCUUUCCAUUUCCAGCUGCAGAUGUGGACAAUCGAAAGGACUCUGUUUUCAUAAGUUCAUCAGAUCCUGUUUCCCUACCUCCUGAUGUGAAAAUCAGUAGUCAAACAGAUUCUAUCAUGACAUUUGGUCUAUCUCCAGACUCCCCAUUUCCUAGUUCUCACAUUAAUGGCCAAAGAGAUUCUAUUAUUCUCAAUAAUUCUCUAAAUCCUACAUUUACAGAUGACUCAAUGAAUUGCAGCCUUCAAACUGAAGUGAUUUCUCAUCUCAAACAAAUCAAAAUUAUGGAUCCAGAUCAAGUUAACAGCCCUACCUUACCUGAUGACCCCCUGAAUUCUCCAGAGGCAGAAAGCUAUGCAUUUAACCUUUUUCAUCUUCCACCUAAAGAUGGGUGGACAAUGAUGCUGAGAAUACCUGAGAAAAAGAACAUAAUGUCAUCAAGACACUGGGGGCCUAUAUAUGUUAAAAUGCUAGAUAAUGCACGUUUACAACUCUUCUAUGAAAAGGGUCUUGAAAAGCCGUUUAGGGAGAUCCAGCUUCUGCCCUUCCAUGAGCUGUCUGAGCUCAAACUUCAGAACUUUGAUGAAAAUGGGAAAAUACAUACUAUAAGAAUAGAUCAAGUAUUAUAUAGGGAAAAACGUAAGUACCAUCCCUUGCCAACAGUAGUUCAAACACCUGUUAGGGUGCAGGUAAUCAAACUAGGCACUACCUGUUAUGAAGAUUAUGUAAGCUUCGUGACCACAGUUCAAGAUACACUAAUGAAACUGCCAAGUGCCAGAGAGAUUUGUGCCAAUUACUUUGAAGAAGAAAUAACUGUGGAAGUACAAGAUGAAUUUCGAGGUAUUGUGGCCAAAGGAGACAACAAGCUUAUCCAACACUGUGUUGUCACUCAUAUCAGUAUUCUGGCUUUUGUUUCUGGGAUGCCAGAAAGCAGAAUAGGCCUCAAUGAUGUUCAAAUGAAGGGAAAUGAAGUUGUGUCAAGGCAUGACAUUAUUCCCACAACAACAACCAAAUGGAUUAAAAUAAAUGACUGUCAGUUCCACAAAUGUGUUGAUAUUGAUGAAUUCAAUAAUUCUAGAUUAAUUAAAUUUUUACCAUUGGAUGGUCAUAAAUUUGAGUUGAUGCGUUUCAGGACUACAUUUAGUGAGAAGACUCUUCCUUUCUCCCUUAAAACCUUGGCUACUGUUAAAGGGGCUGAAGUGGAACUUCAGUCUUGGUUGGUGAUGUCAUCAGGAUUUGUGCCCAAUCGGGACCAAUUUUCAGCGAUGCCUUGUGAAAAUGUGAUGAUUCGGUAUCCUGUCCCAAUGGAUUGGGUUAAAAACUUCCGACGAGAAGGUGUCUUGCGAGAGAAGUCACUGAAAGCUAGAGUAAAUAGGAGUGCCAGCUUUGGUAGUGCAAGUGUGUCUGGCUCUGAACCUGUAAUGAGAGUAACGCUGGGAAGUGCCAAGUAUGAACAUGCCUUUAAAUCUAUUGUAUGGAGAAUCAACAGGCUUCCGGACAAAAAUUCGGCUUCAGGACAUCCACAUUCUUUUUACUGCCGCCUUGAGCUGGGUUCUGAUCGGGAAGUGCCUGCUAGCUUUGUCCACUAUGUGGAUGUGGAAUUCGACAUGCCCUGUACUUCAGCAUCGAAAACAGCAGUUAGGUCGAUCACAGUGGCCGACAAGACAGAUGUGAGAAAGUGGGUUGUUUACAAAGCACACUACAAUUAUCAGGUGGAAAUGGAACAGAAACGGGUUUGGGCUGCAAGUGGAGAUGGUGUGGAAGCUGACCGUCCAAACGAAUGUGCUCAGCAGUGAAGCAAUCCCAGUGCAGAGACAAAAUAAUGGACUGUGCUAUUACAAUGUCAUUUCAGCACGCCUGUGUGGCACAUUGCUGUCUGUGCGCAAAUUUCAAUUCCUGAAGAGACCAAAAGAGAAGAAAUUUUAAUUGAUGUAUUUCCUGAAUUUAAAUGACUAAAAGUGUAGGGACAAACAGUACUGAUUGAAAGGUGGAUUCAAUCCUCUGUAUAGAUUAUAUGUAGAGUACUGCAUUUUCUCAUCAAAUACCACAUAAUCAAUCUCAGUUUCUCUCUUGAAUGUACUGAGAACCUGAGCAAGAGUGAACAUGGGAAUAUCAGCUCUCACAGUUGAGCAACUCUUUGGCUUGUUGUUCCUUCUCUACUUCUUUUCCCCUUCUGAAAACACAGAAGGGAAUCAUCACAUGUCUGCAUGAAGCAGUUCUCCUUGUCCUGUUCGCCACUUGUGCAUCUGAGUUUGAGGUUUUCUGAUACUGGUCUUUUUCUGGGUGGUUCUGGAAUGAGAAACUUCAGAUUUAAAGAUACAUUGUUUCCUUUUUUAACUCUGCUGAGAUUGUGGUUUGGAGCUUUCAGAUCAUAGAAAUAUUUUUUUGAAAUUUUAAUAUUUCAAUUCAGUACAUUUCAUUCAUCCAAAGACAAUAUUUUUUGGAUGAAUGAAAUGCACCCUGUACUUUGGAAAAGAAAUUCUUUCUGUAGCAACAGGCAAAAUUAAUAGAAUGUUGCCUUUUCUUAUUGCUCCCAUACUCCUUGGACUGCUUAGCUCCCUGACUAAUUAGUGGGUAAAUACACUACCUGGAGUUCUGAGCCUUGCAGGUGGGAUGGCCAGUGAUGCCAAGAAUGGAAGUCAGGAGAUCCAAAUUUCAAGCCCCAGUCAGUGCUGAGUUUGCUGAUCUUACCCAAGGUAUUAAUGGGGCCAGUGUAAUCACCUCAGUGUCUUUGGUAUUACUGGUCUUAGUGCCUUUGGGUUAGCAAAAAUGAAAGAGUCAUAGAGAGAUACAGCAAAGAAAUGGGGCCUUUGGCCCACUGAGUCUGGCCUGUCAAGUACCCAUUUUAACACUAAUCCUACCUUGACCCAUUGUAUUCUCCCCACAUUCCCAUCAACACCCCCUCAGAUUCUGGAGGAACUCAGCGGGUCAAGCAGCAUGCAUGGAGAGAAAGAAAUUGUCGACGCUUCGGGUCAGAACCCUGCAUGAAUCCUGAUACAGGGUCUUGACCUGAAAAGUCAGUGAUUCCUUCCCUCCCACAGAUGCUGCUCGACCUGCUGAGUUCGUCCAGCAGUUGGUUUUUUUACUUCAGAUUCCAGCAUCUGCAGUCUCUUUUGUCCCCCUCAGAUUCUACCACUUAUACUAGGGGCAAUUUUGCGUGGGCAAUUAACCCGCUGAUGCGCAUGAUAUUUGGGAUGUGGAGGAAACCAGAGCAUCCUGAGAAAACCCAUGCAGACAUAGGCAGAAUGUGCAACCUCCACACAGACAGAGGUUAGGAUGGAACCCAGGUUGUGUGAGCUGUGAGGCAGCAGCUCUGCUAGCUGCACCAGUGUGUUGCCCUAUUGGAGUGAAGUAUGUGAAACAUUCGAUAUUGGAUCCAGAAGACUGCCACCUACUUUAGACCAUGGUACCUUUGGCCACAAUCAACAAUGCCAGGAACAACGAGGAGAAGAAUUUGCAGAAUGGCAAAGUUUUUUAAAAUCUCUAUAAUAUGCUGCAGCUACUACCACAUUGCUUUAAGGUCUAAGUAAUUUUUUUUUUCAUUUUAUUCUAAGCAGAAAAUUAUAGUAGCCCGGCAUUUUGAGAUGAACAUUUAAUGAAUGGUGAACUAAUGAAAUGAAUAAAGAGGCAAAAUGUCAGUAUUCCAAGUAUCCUGGAUUUGUGUGGAAAGAAAAAAAAAGGGAAAAAGAAUUAAGAAUCUGAGGAAAAGUUUCAUUGGAGGGGCAGGAAAUUGUAAUAGUAUUUUGCAGGCACAAUUUUAUAUUUGGUCAAUUUUCCAAAGCUUCAUAUUGAGUGUUGAUUGCCAUGACAAUUGUAUGCCAGCAAAUCACAUGACACAAACAAUGUUGUUGUAAAAGUAUUUGUAAUAUUCAGAAUACGGUUCUAAUUUUUAAUAUUCCACAACUCAAGUUUGGUGAAUGCCGGCAAAAUCUCUUGUAGCACUGUUCACUGAAUUGGAGGAAGGAUUCCAUGGCUUUUCAGAGAGUGUAAAGGCUAUUUACAGAAUGAGGGAUGAGGAAUUUUAACUACAUAUGGAGACUGGAAAAGGUGAAGUCAUUUCCUUUGUCCAAAAAAAUUAAAAGGGACUUGUUGUUUAAAUAUCAUAGGACUUUAAUUGAGUAUAUAGUGAGAGGCAGGAAGGACAGUUUCCAGAGGAAAUAGAUUUAGACAAGAGAAUUGGAGGAGGUAGACUUUUAUAGUGAGUUAUGAUCUGGUAAGAAUGGUGAAAGCUGAUCCAAUAACUUUCAACAGUAAAUUAUAUGUACUUCUCAUAUUCCUUUAUGGUGUAAAAGACCAUUUGUCCCAUCAAGACUCAAAGCAUUCCCAUCAAUCCCCAUGUGCCACUUACUUCCCUAUAACCCCAUUUCCCCCUUUCAUGUCCAUCAACUCCCCCUGAUUUUCCUGUCACGCAUCUACACUCCGGUAGUUUUACUGUACCUGACUAACCUGCAACAUGUCUUUGGGAUGUGGGAGGAAACUGGAGCAUCUGAGGGGAACCUAUGCAAUCACAGGGAGAAUGUACAAACUUCACACAAACAGCACCAAGGUCAGAAUCUAACCCAAGUCACUAACUGCUCCCUCACUGUGCUGCUCUUAAAGAGGAAAUCUGUAGGUCCACAGGCUGGGAGCAGGGAGGGAGAGUGGGAUUAAUUGAAUGGGUGUCCCACCAAAGAGCUGGCAUGGGCACUGUGGGCAAAUACCACCUCUUGUGGUGCAUAAUCUUAAGGUGGCAUCACAACAUCAGUAUUAUCAACAAGAUGUGUGUGAAACUUAAUGUGAAAAGAUUUAUUAAAAAUUGUUCUUGCCUUUUUAUGAUGAUUUGACUGUUCUACAGGCUAUAAAGGCUGUUGGAACCAAGGAGUUACAGUGACUUAAAAAGUCACUUUACCUUAAUGACUGUCACAAGCUUCCCAUUUGUUUUUUUUUGUUCUAUCCUGCUGUGUAUGUUCCGUAGCAUCCACGUACAAUACAAGAACUCCCUUUUAAAUUAUUUGUUCUGAACCUUCACUAUCUCUUAUUGGUCUUUAUAUUAAAUAUCUCUCAAACCCCAAUGUUAGAUUUUUGAUUAAUCCAAUCAUAAGGUAAAUAUCCUGUCUUGCUCACUGCCGCACCAAGAUAAGCUGCAAGGAUAAUACAUUUGGAGACUGUGAAUAGGCAGUCCUUUAAGGCUUUAGUACCACAGUGAAGUACCCAACCUCACCUGCGGUAACAUCCAUUCUGUUCAAAGAAAUUUCCUGUUGAAGCUUUUGUCCUCAUUUGCUCUAUAUAGGAGAAAUCCAUGGCUGUGUAUCACUGUGAAAAGAACAUAUUCUUUUAUAGAAGGUUCAGCAGUUAAAGGAGCUGAUUGCAUUUGGUUAAAGGAAGGUAUCUCUGGUAACGGCCCAGUUGUAAUGCGUGGACACAGGAAAACUUCCUCUGAAGGUGUAAAGAUAAAUUUACUCCCAUGGUGAAGAUGUCUUACAUUUUUUAAGGUAAAUUUAAAAUGUCUUUUUACUGUAGCCCUACACCCUCUGAGAUGUUUGGAUUCCUCCAAUGCUGUCCUCCUCUGUAACCCUGAUAUUCUAACAUUCUACCAUUGGUGGCUGCCCAUUCAACCAUCCAACCUCUGCAACUCCACCCCCAGUCCCUCUUUGUCACCCCAUGAAGCCUAGAUUGUCACCCAUCUUAACAUUUCUUAAUGUGAUUUGCUGUCAUUUUUUUUAUUCUGUUAAGGCACCCGUGAAGCACCUUGAGAUGUUUGACUGCUUUAAAGUGCCAUAUAAUUUUUAUUUUAGAACCAUGAUAAUGAAUUAGUUUGAUUACCCUUAACUUUAUAAAGAAGAAAAAAAAAUCAAAGCUAGGCUACCAACAAAAUAUACCCAUCAAUACUCUUUACACUUGUGUCUGCUUUAGUUGUAUCGUAAUGAAACUUCCAUAUAUAACUGGCACUUGUUUGUAUUUUUAAAUAAAUGUUUGGGGUGUCUAGCA